AUGAAAGUUGUUGGACACUCAUGGACCACUAGAGAUGGCGCAGAAAGGUUCCAACAUUCCACGGCCACUAUAUCAAAGUACUUUGGCAUAGUGUUGAAAGCAGUCAACAAAAUUGCAGUAAGGCUCAUUAAACCACCAGAUAUGGGUGUGGUUCCAGAGCAGAUGAUGGAUAACUCAAAAUUUUACCCGUAUUUUAAGGAUGCUGUUGGUGCUAUAGAUGGAGUGCACAUUGAUGCUGUAGUUCCAACUGAUGAGCAAAUCCCCUAUCGAGGAUGA
Linum trigynum is the source of this 276-nucleotide messenger RNA. NCBI's taxonomy places the organism in Eukaryota, Viridiplantae, Streptophyta, Magnoliopsida, Malpighiales, Linaceae. The record is from the annotation of a GenBank genome assembly.